AUGUCACAAUCUUCAACUUCAUCUAAAGAGCUUUGUAUCGCUUGUUUGGCUCAACCAUACGAUUUAACUUGUACAUGUGGCGGUAAAUUCGAUUUUGCAUGUAUUAAUUUACAUGCCAUGCAAAUUCGUGCAGAAUAUGAAUUUGUUCAUGGUGAAACUGGAGAACGGUUACUGCAAGUUGAGCACGCAGCAGAAAAUAAGGAUUGCACUAGUACGAAAAUCAUUAUCGAAAAUUGGAGACAAAAACGUAUUCAAGAUAUAAAUGACAUAGCUGACGAUGCUUUAAAUCAAACUCAACAUACAGAAAAUGCUUGUUUGGAUGUUGGAUCAUUUCGAACUCAAUAUGCUGCAUUAUCUGAACAUUUAAGUCGUGUUGUUCAUGAACAAUUAGAUGCAAUUCAUUCAUUACAACGACAAAUUCAAGAAAAACUUGAUCAAUUAGAAAAUUUACCUGAACUUCUUCAAGAUGACAGAAGUUUAGACACACAACUUCAAUCAAAAUUAAAUCCAAAUAUAUUUAAUCAAAACUCAACAAUACAUGUAAUUGAAGCCGUUACUUCUGUGCCUGUUGCAUCUUUAGAUAGAACUACAUCAACAACUACUGAACUAUCACCUAUGGCUGCACCUGUUGUGUCUUUAGAUAAAACUACUGAGCCAUCACCUAUUGCUGCUCUACCAACAUAUGUCGAACCACCAAGAGAAUUAGUGAACAAUGAUCUUCUGUCUAGUUCAACAAAGGUAACUCAAGAACAUGAUGAUUUUGAUGCUGGUCGAACAGUUAAUAUUCAACGUGAAAAUCCAAUAAUAAUAUCUAUAACUCAUGAUAAUUUUGUUGGUACAGUAUGUUGUCAUGACAAUCAAUUACUGUAUAAUGAUUAUAAUCAAAUUACUCAAAAUUAUCGUUUAACAUUUGUGCGUGAUUUAACACAACCAACAAUACGACAAAUUAUUGAUUGGAAUGAUUCAGAUAGAAGUAUUGAUGGUGAUGAUAAAUGGGUACAAGAUAUAGCAUAUUCAACUAAACUUAAAGGUUAUUUGUUACUUACUCGUUCAAGUUUACGUGUUCUUUAUGAUCAAAGAAAUCAACUUGAAGGAUUUCAUGAAUUUCCAGAUCGUAAAAUGAAACGUGUUACAUGUAAUGAUAGAUAUAUCUAUUUAAUAGUAGCAGCUGAUCCUACCAGUCAUAAUGGUGAUGAAAUUAUUAUGAUGAAUUAUGAUAAAGAAGAAAACAUUUGUAAAACAUUUCGUGAUAUUGUAUUAAAUGGAAGAACUGACUUAGGUGGAACACAUGUUGGAGAGAUUAGUGAUCUAGCUGUAAAUAUGUAUGGACAAAUAAUGUUAGCUUAUCGUUUAAAAUUACAUCGACAAGUUCGAGUUUGUACAUAUAAUGUUUCAAAUGAUGGACAAAAUUGGACAAUAGUUAAACAAUUAUUACUUAAUGAAUGUUGGAACGAUGAUGUAUCAUAUACACCAAGAAUGGAAUGGUGUGAAAAAUUAAAUGUUUUUUUUCUUAUUGAAUAUAUAACAAGUCAUUUAAUAAUGCUUGAUAAAAAUGGUCAAGUUAAAGGUGAAUGUCGUUUUAUGAGUGUUCAAAAUCGACAGGAGUCUCCAUUAAAUUUAACAAUUUCAACAGAUGAUAAACUUUGUCUACGAUAUGAAUCAUCAAUUAAUAUUCACCAAAUAAUUGAUGAUAGAUUCUAA
Messenger RNA from Rotaria sp. Silwood2, 1701 nucleotides. Lineage: Eukaryota; Metazoa; Rotifera; Eurotatoria; Philodinida; Philodinidae. The record is from the annotation of a GenBank genome assembly.